Molecule: messenger RNA, 5365 nt
Organism: Cadophora gregata
Lineage: Eukaryota; Fungi; Ascomycota; Leotiomycetes; Helotiales; Ploettnerulaceae
Exons: 7
Coding region: 252-4775 (1507 amino acids)
Molecular function (GO): lipid binding
Source: RefSeq, a predicted model, not a curated record
CCCAGCUCAACCUUCCUGUCUUCUGUUCUCUCCACCUCCGCGCGCUCGCUAUCUCCCGAGCAGACUAAUCCGACCUUCACCUGGAUCAGAAGUUCCUAUCUUCUCGUCUCCUGCUCUUCUUUCCCUUCCUUCUUCCUUCCUUCCUCUCAAUCUACCCCAGGCAGCUCAGGAAACGUCCAGUUACGUCAAUUGCAUUGCAUGGUUAUCGACAAGCUUCAUCUUCUCGGAUCCGGACAGCCAACUCAGCAACAAUGGACGUCAAUUCCAAUGCCGCAGAACUAAAGACGCAGGGCGUCGUGGAAGCAGCUCAAGACCCAAACAGCUCUAUUACUGCAGAAGAUGCGGAACAGAGAAUUGUGGCUGAGAGCAAGAAGGCUGGAGUCGCUGCCUUUUCCUUCGACCCAGAUGCAACGCCCGAGCAGAAGGCAGCCCAAGCCAGAGCUCGUAUACCAGAGGGGUUCCACCACGAACACAAAUCGAAAGGAGUUGCAGUUCCAACAGAUAUAGAUGAUGGAAAACCUGGGGCAUACGAUCUUCCCCCACCUUCUACAGCUGGAGCUCUCGCACCUACCGCACCUGCUAAAGACAAGAGCGGAAAACCCAUAACGAACGGUGUCAGUGGCCAAUUCAUCGACGACGACGAAAAUGACAGAUGGGUGGAGAGAACUGGCUGGGCGCCAAGAUUUGGCAACGGUGUGUCGAGCGCAUCAAUCGAGGAGGAAAGUCUAGCAGACCACCAAACUUGGGUUGAGGGAAAGCUAGACGACAAAUUCUUCGGUGAUUGGUACCAUAAUACUGGAGUGAUUAUAUUCGCCUGUCUUUCGUCCUGGUUUGUAGCCGUUUUGGGAGGUGGACUUGCUUGGGUAUUCCUGAUUAUGGCUAUCUGUGGUACAUAUUACCGAACAUCUCUUCGCCGAGUCCGACGAAAUUUCAGGGACGAUGUUAAUCGAGAGCUGGCAAAGAAUAGGCUCGAGACGGACACGGAGAGUUUGGAGUGGAUCAACAGCUUCUUGGUCAAAUUCUGGCCCAUUUUCCAGCCUGUGCUGGCAGAGACUAUUAUCAACUCCGUUGAUCAAGUGCUGAGUACUUCAACACCGGCAUUUCUGGAUAGUCUUCGUAUGAAGACUUUCACGCUUGGAAACAAACCUCCUCGAAUGGAACACGUCAAGACUUAUCCAAAAGCGGAAGACGACGUUGUGCUCAUGGACUGGAAAUUCAGUUUCACGCCAAAUGAUCAUGCGGACAUGACUUCGCGCCAAAUCAAGAACAAGGUUAACCCGAAGAUUGUGCUCGAAAUCAGAAUCGGUAAAGCCAUGAUCAGUAAGGGGCUAGACGUUAUAGUAGAGGACAUGGCGUUCUCAGGACUUAUGCGAGUCAAGAUCAAACUCCAGAUUCCGUUCCCUCACGUGGAGAAGAUUGAGAUUUCAUUCUUGGAAAAACCCACCAUUGACUAUGUUUGUAAACCACUAGGUGGUGAGAUGCUUGGUUUUGAUAUUAACUUCAUCCCUGGUUUGGAAUCAUUCAUCUUGGACCAAAUCCAUGCGAACAUUGGUCCUAUCAUGUACGCUCCUAACGUCUUCCCGAUCGAGGUUGCGAAGAUGCUUUCUGGUUCGGCUGUUGACCAAGCUAUUGGUGUCAUGGCAAUCACUCUCCAUGGAGCUCAGGGGCUGAAGAACCCAGACAAGUUCGCUGGAACUCCCGAUCCUUACACGGUAUUGUCGUUCAAUAACGGAGCUGCCCUCGCGCAGACAAAGAUCAUCAAGGAGAAUGCUAAUCCAAAAUGGAACGAAACGAAAUAUGUCAUUGUCACAUCCUUCAACGACAGUCUCACUCUCCAGCUAUUUGAUUACAAUGAAUAUCGGAAGGAUAAGGAGCUGGGAACUGCAACUUUCCCUCUGGAGAGAAUACAGGAAGUCACGGAACACGAAAAUGAGCAGCUCGAGGUCAUGGCCAACGGAAAAGCCCGCGGGAUUAUAUCUUCUGAUAUCCGAUUCUUCCCUGUGCUUGAAGGCCGGGAUCUUCCAGAUGGCAAGAAGGAGCCGCCUCCAGAGUCAAACACUGGUAUUGCAAAGAUCAUCGUUGAGCAGGCGAAAGACUUGGAUGGCACGAGGAGUCUUCUUGGAGCUCUCAAUCCAUAUGCUGUGCUACUACUCAACAACAAGGAGAUUCAUAUUACCAGAAAGUUGAAGCGAACAAACAACCCCAUUUGGGACAACGGUUCCAAAGAGGUGCUCAUCACAGAUCGCAAGACUGCAAAGCUUGGACUUGUCAUCAAAGACGACAGAGAUCUCUCAGCUGACCCUAUCCUUGGCACUUAUCAGAUCAAGCUCAACGACAUGCUCACACUGAUGGAGAAGGGUCAAGAGUGGUACAACCUUGCGGGGGCAAAGUCCGGCCGUGUCAAGUUUACACUUCAGUGGAAGCCCGUAGCUCUCUCAGGCGUUGGAGCCGGCACUGGCGGAUAUGUCACACCCAUUGGUGUCAUGAGAUUCCAUUUCAAGAAUGCUCGUGACCUCCGUAAUCUGGAGACUCUUGGAAAGUCAGAUCCGUAUGUUCGAGUCCUAUUGUCUGGGAUCGAGAAAGGCCGUACUGUCACAUUUCAGAACAACCUCAACCCAGACUUUGACGAGGUUAUUUAUGUGCCUGUUCACAGUACACGUGAGAAACUAACUUUGGAGGUCAUGGAUCAAGAGACAAUCAAUAGCGAUCGUUCACUGGGCUCAGUUGAGCUCCUCGCCUCUGACUACAUAUCUCAGGCUGAGAACGGUGAAUAUCUUGUCAACGACGCGAAGAAACCGCAGGCAGGAGCACUCCGCAUACACGGGAAGGGCUCUCCAAGGGGUACCCUCAAUUAUACCGCAUCUUUCUAUCCUUGCUUGAAUGUUGCGGAUCCUGAAGAUGAAGCAGAGCUUGCGGCAAGGAAGAAGUCGGCAGAAGAGGCAAGAGGUCGUUCGUCAAUCGAAAGUAGCAGAUCUGGCGACACGAAAGGAGGAGAUGCCGUCGCAGUUGCAAACAAAUCGCUUGAAAACGGCAAAAUCGAUACUUCUCUGGCGCACACUCUUGCUGAGGGCGAGAAAGAACAGACAGAAAUUGAAGAGGAGAAGAAGCUGCCCAAGAUCCAUCUUACACCUGAAGAGCUUCUCAAGUACGAAUCCGGACUUAUCAUCUUCAAGCUCAUGGACGUGGAUCUAACGCAUAGCAACACCCACGUGGACGUGCUUGUUGAUGAUAUGAGCUUCCCGUCCUAUUCGUCGUCCAAAAUAAAGUCCAGAAAAACGACCAUCGACGAAAUUGGAGACAGUUUUGUUCGCGAGCUCGACUUCUCAAGGAUAACGCUUCGUGUCCGAGAAAAGGGUGAACUGAAAGGUGAUGCGAAGAAAGACAAGGAGGAUAUUAUCGCUAAACUCACUGGCAACACUCUGGAUACGCUUAAGCAAUGCCUUAAUAACCCGACCGUACUCAAGCUCAAGGACGACCAAGGACAAAUUUGCAGCGUCAAGGUCAGCUUGAAGUAUAUACCAGUCAAGAUGCAGCUUGAUCCAAGUGAGAGUAUGAACAAUAUGGGCAAACUCCGUGUGGACGUGCUCGAUGCCACAGAUCUCCCAUCUGCGGAUAGGAAUGGUUACAGUGAUCCGUAUUGUUUGUUCGAGCUCAACGGAAAGGAUGUUUUCAAGACAAAGGUUCAGAAGAAAACUCUCCAUCCGGCCUGGAACGAAUACUUCGAGGUCGAUGUUGCUUCCAGAACUGCCGCUAAAUUCACUUGCAAGGUAUUCGACUGGGACUUCGCGGACAAAGCCGACAUUCUAGGUAAUGCAGACAUCAAUCUCGAGUUAUUGGAUCCUUUCAAAGCACAAGAGUACAACCUCACCCUGGACGGCAAGUCUGGAUCUGUAAGAUUACGCCUACUUUUCAGACCAGACUAUGUCACAAGAUCACGCCAAGGGUCGUCAACCUUCUCUGGGACAUUUGCCACACCAGGUAAAAUUGUGACUGGAGUCGCCGGAGCUCCAAUCAAAGGAGUUGGAUUUGCAGCUCAUGGUGUAGGCAAAGGCGCAUCCUUCAUCCGACAUGGUUUUAAGAGCAAGAAGAAGGAGGAGGAGACCAAUGGUGCUGAAAUGGAGGCAGAAGAUGUCAAAUUCGCCAAUGGUGGUGGAUCUACUGGACUUCGACGUGCCAGCAACCUCCCACCACCAUCAGCCAAUCCCGAAUCACCCGUCACACCUCCAGGAACUGCUCUAGGUAUCCCCGGCCACAACCGCACGAAGAGCUUUGGCCAAUCUUCUAUGCACAGUACUAGUCAUGGUGGCUCUAGCGCGCCUACCGGAACAGCAAGUUUCACAAUCAUGUCCGCAAGUGGAUAUCCUCCAUCCUCCAAUGUCAUGGUCUACAUGAAGCAACUAGGUCCGAAGGCCAAGACAGUCCACAAGACGGACCAUAUCAAGUCGGCUUCUGGCACUGUAACAUUCAACGACAAGAAGGAAAGCUUCAAGUGUGCUUGUUCGGCGGAUACACAAUUCCAGAUCAAAGUAAAGGGUCACAACACCUUUGGUAGCGACGAUGACCUCGGGGAAGGCCUCUUCUUUGUCGACGAGUCCGGUACUGGAUUGGAGAAGUCUGUUAAGGCAGGUAGUGGUCAGAUCGUUCUCAAGAGCAACUUUGUGCUCAAUCCCGUUAUCGAGAACGGAGACAACAGCCCAAGAUCGAGUAGUGGAGGACUGCGAAAAGGCCUUCUAGGCAAGACGGGACGAGCCAGCAGAGAGGUCACCCCUUCAUAAUCUGGUUCAGCGGGCCAACACUUCACGGGCGGGUAACCAAUGGCGUUCUGCUGCUGAAGGAACAGACUGAUAUUAAGAGCCAGCUGGCGUAUGGAACAAUCUUUGUUGGAGACAACCUUUCCAAGCUCUAGGCAUCUGGAUGGGCCAGAACGUAUGCAAUUGUAGCAUUUCCUCUUUUCCUCUUUUCCUCUCUUUAUGCGAUGGCGAUACCACAGCGAGAUGCUUCUGCAUUUCCAAUUUUGUUUCUUCCAGUCUUUUCAAAAGACAAUUUUUGGAAUUGGAGUGGAUGGGGUAGGGGCGGAUGGAUCAUGGAGAUCCUCCCGGAAUGGCGAACGCGUUGAUAUAUCCAAAUAAAAAGUCUGUUGAAUGCCGUUGAAAUCCUUGAAAUCUGGUGAAACGUCCUUUGUUGUCGAGUAGACUGUGCUAUUCAGACAUUUAGUGCUGUGACUUCGUUUGAGCACAAUCGACUUUGGAUGUACACUGAAGAGGGAGAUAGUAAUAGAAGUCGGACACAGGCUCCAUCAAGUCAAAGCUGUCCUGAGCUGUUAGACACCAAUCAUGAACGGCUAUGACACAUCGGAGAAGGGGAC